Molecule: messenger RNA, 3173 nt
Organism: Oncorhynchus nerka (sockeye salmon)
Lineage: Eukaryota; Metazoa; Chordata; Actinopteri; Salmoniformes; Salmonidae
Product: 1-acylglycerol-3-phosphate O-acyltransferase ABHD5-like
Exons: 7
Coding region: 334-1608 (424 amino acids)
Biological process (GO): lipid homeostasis; positive regulation of triglyceride catabolic process; negative regulation of triglyceride storage
Cellular component (GO): mitochondrion; lipid droplet
Molecular function (GO): lysophosphatidic acid acyltransferase activity; carboxylic ester hydrolase activity
Source: RefSeq, a predicted model, not a curated record
GGCAACUUUCUCCGAAAAGUCCAAAUUCUGUGAAAUUCAACUUCAGUGAAGGCUACCCGGUGCUGUAGUUGGAAUCAAGUGCAUGAUCUAUAUAUCUAUAGGCAACCUGCUGUAAUUCAGCCAAUAACAUAGCGAGUUACAAAUUCGGUAAUAGGACAGAAAACAGCGUCGAGUCGAAUUAUUUUUAAAUUCCUUCUCUAACAUGUCGAUUAGCCUCUAUUGCGCCUAAAGGUGUGUGUGUGUGUGUGUGUCAGGCAGUCUCUCUCUCUGUUGCCAAUCACCACUCCUACUUUGUUUCUCUGCAUGGAUGACAGAUAAUCAUCACAGUUCACUAUGAGGAGGAUGGCGAAGGAUCUGCAACCAGCCGAGCAACGGUCUGGGUGGAUCUCCAGUUGGCUUCCAUCCUGGUGUCCCACCUCCCUCUCUCAGCUGAAGGACGCAGAAGACAAAAUGCUCAAAUCUGUGAAGGCCCCAUUCUCCAGGCAGCAUGUCCAGAUAUCCAACGGCAACUAUCUCUGGACCUUAGCCUUCACCUCUCACAUCAAGCCCCAUCCCUCUCUCCCACCCCAGCCUCAGCCAAAGCCCCAUCCCUCUCUCCCACCCCAGCCUCAGCCAAAGCUCCAUCCCUCUCUCCCACACCAGCCUCAACCCCAUCCCUCUCUCCCACCCCAGCCUCAGCCCCAGCCACAUAUCUCUCUAUCACCCCAUACCCAGCCCCAUCCCUCUUCUCCACAACCCUCUCUCCAGCCCCGUCCUCCCCUGGUGCUGCUCCAUGGGUUUGGGGGUGGUGUGGGUUUGUGGGCCCAGAACCUGGACUCUCUGUGUGGCAGUGGAGCCGUGUAUGCCCUGGAUCUUCUGGGGUUUGGACAGAGCAGCCGGCCCCUGUUCAGCGUGGACCCCCAGGGGGCAGAGGAGCAGUUCCUAGGGGCCCUGGAGGAGUGGAGGGACAGGGUGGGCCUGGAGGAGAUGGUCCUGCUGGGACACAACCUGGGAGGAUACCUGGCUGCUGCUUACACACUUACACACCCACACAGGGUAAAGCACUUGAUCCUGGUGGAGCCCUGGGGGAUCCCGGCCCGUCCAGAGAAUCUAGAUCAGGAGAAGUCUAUCCCAGUGUGGAUCAGAGCCAUGGGGGCUGUCAUGAGUCCCUUCAACCCCCUGGCUGGACUUAGACUGGCCGGACCACUGGGUCCUAUGUUGAUCCAGACCAUCAGGUCUGAUUUUAAACAGAAGUACUCUUCAGUGUUUGAUGACAACACCGUAUCAGACUACAUCUAUCAUCUUAACGCACAGACACCAAGUGGUGAAACAGCGUUUAGGAACAUGACAGUACCAUAUGGUUGGGCUAAGAGACCAAUGUUAGAUCGUAUUGGACAGAUCCAACCAGACAUUCCAAUAUCCAUCAUCUAUGGGUCUCGAUCCAGUAUCGACAGCGACUCGGGAUACACCAUCCAGAAAAUCCGACCAGAUGUGGACAUCAUCGUGAUAAGGGGAGGAGGUCACUAUGUGUUUGCUGACCAGCCAGACGACUUCAAUCAGAACGUUCUUCACAUCCUGGCCAGGAUGGAGGGAGAUAAGGAGAAGAGGAGUGAGGAGUGGUGUGGAUGAGAUGAGAAGGAAGGGAAAUGAGGAGGUGAGAGGAGAAGAUUGAGGGUUAAAUAAAGAAUGGCAGAUGAGAAGGGGAGAAGAGACAGUAAAGGAGGGGGAGAAGGAGAGAGACAUGGAGGAGUUGUUACAACUUCUUGGCUCUGAGGAGUAGGAGGACGAUUGUUACGUUCAGACUUUGAACACACACUUUCCUCACUGAGGACGUACUAGCGCUAGGCUGGUAUGCGAUGGUUAGAUCCUCAUUUUGUUUUAGGUUGAUAUGGGAGGACUUGCUAAUGAUCUAUGCUGACAUAAGCUGCCGCUGGUCCAUGUUGACUCCAAUGCUUCCCACAGUUGUGUCAAGUUGGCUGGAUGUCCUAUGGGUGGUGGACCAUUCUUGAUACACACGGGAAACUGUUGAGUGUGAAAAACCCAGCAGGGUUGCAGUUAUUGACGCAAACCGGUGCGCCUGGCACCUACUACCAUAUUCCAUUCAACGGCACUUUAAUCUUUUGUCUUGCCCAUUCACCCUCUGAAUGGCACACAAUCCAUGUCUCAAUUGUCUCAAGGAUUUAAAAUCCUUCUUCAACCUGUCUCCUCCCCUUUAUCUACACUGAUUUAAAGUGGAUUUAACAAGUGACAUUAACAAGGGAUCAUGGCUUUCACCUGAUCAGUCUUAUGUUGUGGAAAGAGCAGGUGUUCAUAAUGUUUUGUACACUCAGUGUGUGGGCCGAUAUAUGAUAUAUAUAUUACCUAUACUACAUCCACCUCUCAUCAGUAUGCCCCUGUACAGCCAGUGAAGGCAAUGUUGUGUAUAUCAUCUUUGUAAAGAAAUGUCAAAUGUAUUGUUUUCUUAAAUAUAGAAUAAUGUACACGGAUGUUUUGCCUGUUGACAAAUGUCCAUAGUAUCAUGUCUCAAAGCUGUUACCAGUAUGCUAAAACUUUAUAUUCACAGAGUAAGCAAGGGAACAGAGAGACCCCCCCAAAAAAAAUCUAUUCUAAGAAACUGUUGAGCAAUGUUUUAAUGCUUGAGGAGGGAGAGUUGAUCCCAAAGGAAAAACGUGUUUUCUGUGGUGAACUAGUAUAAAGUUGACUGGUGUUUUCUUUCUUAUUUGACACUUCACCCAUACUGUUGCCUAACUAACCUCCAUAGGCAGACUGGUCCAGUCUCCCGUCAUGUCUGAGACCGACUAUUUUGCAGUCCGCGACUACUGCCUGACUGAUCUACAAUUACCCUGUAUCCUAAAUAACUACUCAUUAUGAUUUAUAGAUCAGUCAGUUCCCUCUGACGGUGAUCAAUAAUUAAGUGAAUUUGAUGCUCUUGAACAUGACCUCUCUCUACAGAGCCAGCUCUGCAAAUGUACCGCACAACUGGAUAAAGGAUAUUUUCAUCAAAAUAAUGUUCUUUAUGAUAUGAGGACUGGUAUGGAGGCCAUAUUAUUUGCUAUAUGUUUGUAUUCUUCUCUUUUAUUUCUUAUUGUUGUUGUCGUUGUUGAGAAGGAACCUAUAAAUAAUGAUUCCAAUGGAAGGUCUAUACCGGGUGUAUCCUGUACAUUACAACUAAUAAAACCAACUAUUGGAUGUUU